Messenger RNA from Cebus imitator (Panamanian white-faced capuchin), 1085 nucleotides. It is a transcript of the gene GINS1, whose product is annotated as GINS complex subunit 1. NCBI's taxonomy places the organism in Eukaryota, Metazoa, Chordata, Mammalia, Primates, Cebidae. The record is from RefSeq and is a predicted model, not a curated record. Gene Ontology annotation, cellular component: GINS complex. Gene Ontology annotation, biological process: DNA strand elongation involved in mitotic DNA replication; DNA replication. The coding region runs from base 220 to 810 and encodes 196 amino acids. The transcript is spliced from 7 exons.
CCCUCUUGGAAUGUGGCUGCGCGGCGGGUGUCCCCUUUCGGGCGCCGUAGGCCGGGUUCCUAUUGGCUAGGCCUGUUUGGCGCCAAAGCGCUUAGCGGAGACGGAGGCGAGAGACUGGCGCUGUAGGACUGGAACAGAGUGAGGCGGCCGAGAGCGCAAAGACCGUUUCGGCGUGAGAGCUGCGGGUCGGCAAGGUCACGGGAGCGGGAAGCCUCCGCCAUGUUCUGCGAAAAAGCCAUGGAACUGGUCCGCGAGCUGCACCGCGCGCCGGAAGGGCAGCUGCCUGCCUUCAACGAGGAUGGACUCAGACAAGUGCUGGAGGAGAUGAAAGCUUUGUAUGAACAAAACCAGUCUGAUGUGAAUGAAGCGAAGUCAGGUGGACGAAGUGAUUUGAUACCAACUAUCAAAUUUCGACACUGUUCUCUGUUAAGAAAUCGACGCUGUACUGUAGCAUACCUGUAUGACCGCUUGCUUCGGAUCAGAGCACUCAGAUGGGAGUAUGGUAGCGUCUUGCCAAAUGCAUUACGGUUUCACAUGUCUGCUGAAGAAAUGGAGUGGUUUAAUAAUUAUAAGAAAUCUCUUGCUACUUAUAUGAGGUCACUGGGAGGAGACGAAGGUUUGGACAUUACACAGGAUAUGAAACCACCAAAAAGCCUAUAUAUUGAAGUCCGAUGUCUAAAAGACUAUGGAGAAUUUGAAGUUGAUGAUGGCACUUCAGUUUUAUUAAAAAAAAAUAGCCAGCACUUUUUACCUCGGUGGAAGUGUGAGCAGCUGAUCAGACAAGGAGUCUUGGAGCACAUCCUGUCGUGACCAUGCACCGAGGCACCCCCAGGCUUCACCAACUCAUGGACUCCUGUACUUCCUGUCUCUACCCUCCCAUCACCUCCCUCUGUGAUUUUAAGAGCUAUAGACAUUGUUUAAGAUAACUAAGAAUACUUGGCCAAGAAGUAUAACUUGCUAACUAUUAAGGACUUUUUAAAAAAAUGUUGUACACUAUUCUUCCUUCUCCUUUUUGGUUUUGUUUUUGUUUUUUGGUUUUUUUUUGUAGAGACAGUGUCUCACUAUGUUGUCCAGGCUGUUCUCAA